Protopolystoma xenopodis is the source of this 258-nucleotide messenger RNA. NCBI's taxonomy places the organism in Eukaryota, Metazoa, Platyhelminthes, Monogenea, Polystomatidea, Polystomatidae. The record is from the annotation of a GenBank genome assembly.
AUGGCCCAGCAAGCCCAAGAAAAAGCCAGACAGCAGGUGGCAGAGCUUACAAAUGAAAACAAACGACUUGAACGCCAAAAAGCAGAUCUCAUCACUGGCUUCAAGAAACAGAUGCGCCUUAUUGACGUUCUCCGACGUCAGAAGGUAAAAUGGCUCCAAUUGAGAUUCUCUACGUUUGCCUUAUUUACUGCUUUAUUAUUUUCGAUUAUCAAAUAUGGAAUUCAGAAUAUUCACAUUAAACAGUUUGGAAGUCCGUAG